GGCUAAAACGACCCAAAUAUAUUCAUGGGAAAUCAAGGGAGGUGGUAAAGGCCUUGUUUUGUGAGUUGCAUCUGACCGACACGUGGAUCUGUAAGGAAUGAAUACAGCAGCUUCCCACAGGUAUCAUCAUAUCUGAGCGAGUCCAAAGCUGUCUGAAAAUAUCAAUCUGAAUCCUCGCUUUCCCAACACGGACAUGAACAAGCCUCAGGGACCCUCAACACCACCAGAUUUCACACCGCGAAGCUCCAAUGAGGGAAUCAGGGUCGUUUGGUUCCUCGCGAGGAUUGGUCAGUCCCACGUGGUGCGCGGCGGAGUGGCCGAGGGGGCGGGGCGGGGCAAGGCUGGGCUGGGUGUCAGAGGGGAGCGACAUCGAAGACUCAGCAGUUGUGUGUCAGUGUGCAGGGGUGGUGUGGCGUCUCCCGCUCUCCGCCUCACUGACUGGCAAUUGUCACCCAUGCCACCGCUUACUUGGGUCACGUAACUUCACAGUGGGCAUGAAGAAAUUAGAGUCUUGACUCAAGAACGAUAACUAACGUACAUUUCAGUUCCAUGUUAUUUUCGAGUCAACUAAACUUUUAACAGACGUAUUGCAAGUUUAAAGUCCAGACAGUCACAUACUUGUCGGUGUCUCCGCUAACUGGGAGGUGGACUGGAACAAAUAUUACUGCCGAGGACUAGACCACCUUGUUCGGAGAGCACCAAGGAGCCGCGAGGCGCGGUGCGGUACUCAGUGGACGAGCGCCGCGUGUGGCUCAGUGUGGAGGUGGGGACAGUGAACGGUACUUGUCGCCUUAAUGAAGGAUCUGUCCACCACACUGCGAGGGAAGAUUAUUGACUGCAGCCUUGAAGACUGAGUAACUUGGGCAACGUUCACAACUGACAAGACUCGUCAGGCAUUCCCACCGUUCCGAAAUCAAUGUUUGUGUCCGAUUCUGUUUCUUGAACGAGAGACGAACACUGACACAGCACCUCCCAGCACUGGCACGAUGCUCCCCACUGCCGCUCACCUCGCCGACCUCCACCUAAGGGGUAUCUGGCGUGGCGGCCGCUGACUCCAGGUGCGUAUCUCCAACGCUCAAAUCAAGACGAGGCAACUUGCAUGCAGCAGGAGUCGCCAUGACCCACCUCGCUGUGCUGCCUGCCAACAUCCUCCUGGUGACCCUCGCCUCCUUAGCUGGAAGCAGCGAGGACGUUGAUGUACCGAGAUUCCCGGAACAAGUGCCCAACAUCACCGUGACAGUGGGACGAGACGCUCUGCUUCCCUGCACCAUCGAACAGCUCAAAGGCUACAAGGUGGCGUGGGUGCAGGUGGACACUCAGACAAUCCUCACCAUCCAUAAGCAAGUCAUCACCAGGAACCCGAGGAUCGCACUGCUCCACAAUGACCACCGCUCGUGGCACCUGCAGAUCAGUGACGUGAAGGAGAGUGACCGUGGCUGGUACAUGUGUCAGGUGAACACCGACCCGAUGAGGUCCCGCCAAGGAUACAUGGACGUGGUGGUCCCUCCGGAUAUUAUUGACCAAGAGUCCUCCGGAGACCUGACCGUGCGGGAGGGACAAGAUGUUACACUGACUUGUCGCGCUAAAGGUCAUCCCGCACCAAGCAUCACAUGGCGGCGGGAGGACAACCAGGAUAUCAUUCUUGACUCAACGCAAACAGGGAGUGGUCUGGCCGCGCUAGACCUUCAAAGCGUCAGCAACAGUGGAAUGAAAAAAAUUCGGCUCCAACACGACGAGGUGGAUGCUGGAGUGUACACGGCGCUCUGGGAUGGUAUGAACGGUGGCUGGGCUGAGAGAGGCUCCGGUGGCAUUGGCGCAGAAGAGAUAUUCCUUCCUGGUGCGUCUGGUUCGAGAAACAACGACGGCGUGAGGAGCAGUGCAGGGAAGCGGCAAGUGGUAGAGGGAGAGACACUCCUCCUGACGAAGGUAUCACGUCUCCAGAUGGGGUCAUACCUCUGUAUUGCCUCCAACGGCAUUCCUCCCUCCGUCAGUAAACGAGCUCAUCUGAAGGUGCAGUUUCCUCCAAUGACGUGGGUUCCUCAGCAGCUGGUGGGUGCUUACGUAGGGCAGGAGCUUACCAUUGCCUGUAACACUGAGGCUUUCCCCAAGAGCAUCAAUUACUGGACCAACGAAGAAGGAGAUAUGAUCAUUUCAGAAGGUCGGUUCGAGACACUGACGGUGGAGAGGUCGUACAAGGUGGACAUGAAGCUGAGGAUAAUGAGAGUGGAGCCCCAAGACUUCGGAAAAUACAAGUGUCUGGCGAAGAACUCCCUCGGAGAGACGGACGGGAGCAUUCAAGUAUAUGAGAUCGAACCACCCAAGACAUUUACGCGAGCAGAAGACGAGGCAGAACUGCAUCCUGGGACUCCAGGAUACGCAUCGACACCAUUGGGUUCAGAGAGGAACAAGUACCCAAAGUCUCUCAACCCGAAAGGAAUGAACGACCUCGCUUCACCAAGACACUUUGGCAAGGCUAAUGAGGCGCCAGACUUGAUGGAUAUGCACGGGACGACCCUCCACCACGACCCUCGACCUGGCUACCACUACCCGGCUGGUCAGAGCGGCAAGAGCAUACGACCUGUUGGGGACCCAGUGCUUCUAGCGGCGGUUGGAGUCUGGGUGAUUGGUCUGACAGUGCUUAUUCAGAUGUUGUAACUUCUCUCUCGAAGAUGAAGGAAAAUGACUGUAGAAAAUUACCGUGUGUAUUUCUCUCUCUCUCUCUCUCUCUCUCUCUCUCUCUCUCUCUCUCUCUCUCUCUCUCUCUCUCUCUCUCUCUUUCGGGAGUUUUAUGGAGAUGUACAUGGUGGAAUGUGUGGAUUAGAUGGCAAGAUGGAUGGUAAGGUAAGUUGUUUAGUUUUGAGAGGCCUUGUCAGUGAUAUUCUGGUGCGUACAUACAGACAGACGCACACACGUAUACCUUACACACACACACACACACACACACACACACAAAUACACAUACACACACUUAAAUGACUCCUUAAAUUGGUGCCGUGGUUUUUUCAGCUUCUUGUAACAAAACACGAGAGGUGCUCCUAUGUGUGUAUGUAUUUCAAUGUAUGUGUAUGUACAUUCUGAUGCAUCAAUGUUCGUGUAUAUACGUAUGUCCCGUGUGGAGGUCAUUACACGUGCUUUUCGCUAGACAGUGAGCGAUGCAAGAUUAAGGGCGAAAGAAAAGACUUUUUUUUUUUGUCGUCUUUGUAACAGAACGACUUCUUGGUCACUUUCCGUCACCCGCAGUCAGACGACAAGCGGGAAAGACCACUUGAGAAAUAUUAUAUUAUGGUUUAUAAUAAAUGAGCACAUGUAACUCCUUUGUGGUGGUUGUGCGGAUGAAGAGAAUCUCGUGCUCAAAAAAAAAAAAGAUAAAUAAAUAAAUAAAAUAAAAUAAAUAGAUAAAAUAAAUAAAUAAAUGAAAAUAAAUAAAUCAAAAUAAAUAGAUAACACUAGCACCAACAACGAUAACAUGAACGUUAACUGGUGCAAAACAAAGUCAUUUAUUUAGAUGCGCUUACUGUAAAUGUUAACAGGGACUUGUUUUCUUGGUAGUAAGGAUGAAGAAAAGUUAUAUAAAAAAAAAAAAAACUUAAUAUUGUUACACUCGAAACUAAAAAAAAAAAAAAAAAAGUAGAAAAAACACUGGUCGAAACUUCCCUUCCGUGACUGUGAAAAUCAAGGGAAAUCCAGGAAACAGAUAGAAAAACAACCCAAAAAUAGUAGUAAUAAAGAUCAUGACAGAAACAAAACUUAAUGUCAUCUAGUGAAAAGCAAAACACUAACUGAAGCACUCUUUUCGAAACAAUAAAGAUCAAGGGAAGCAAAAUAAACUGAAAACGGAAACACCGACGUGACCAAGAUACAAACAAAAGUAAUAUCCAAACGUUCGUUACUGCUGGAAUUGCUAUUUUUAACGCUGACAAGUAAGGAAAACCCAUAAAACAACCCGGAAAAAAAAAAAAAAACAGGCAGCAGCAGCAACAACGACGACGACAGCAGGAAGGUGAUCAUGAUGGCGGAGGGCGGGAGAGAAAUUAAUACUGGAUCCACAGUUGACGCCGCGGUGAUCAAUCUUUCAGGCUCAGGUAAUGAAGGAUUCACGCCGCGGUUCAAAGGUCCGCUCACGGGCUACAAAAAGACUCAUAACGCCCCUGCCAGACGCCCGUCUGUCAGGAUCGUGGCGAGAAAUAAAAUGAGAUGACCAAUGUGUCGCUCUGCGUUAACCAUCUUGUGACACCUGAUGGGACUGAUGAGAUCGCCUCCCUCCCUCCCUCCCUCUCCGCUCCUGUUUGGUAAUGGCUGCAAUGGUGCUGACCGCUAUCGUUUUUAGUGUAUGGAGAUGAUUGUGGUGGUGGUCGUGGUGGUGGUGGUGGUAGUAGUAGUAGUAGUAGUAGUAGUAGUAGUAGUAGUAGUAGUAGUACUAGUAAUAUUAUUAUUAUUAUUAUUAUUAUUAUUAUUAUUAUUAUUAUUAUUAUUAUUAUUAUCAUUAUUAUUAUUAUUACUAUUAUUAUAGUAUUGUUGUUGUUGUUGUUGUUGUUGUUGCUGAUUAUAACUUCUCAGUAGCUUGGUCGAAAAGAGUGCUUUCAUUUUCGAAAUAAAUCUCAGCAGGAGCAGCACAAUCAUCAACAACAACAUCAUCAACAACAACAACAACAACAACAACAGUGAUAGUAAUAAAAAUAGCAGCAGUAGCAACAGCAGUGGUAGUAGUAGUAUCAGCAACAACAGUAGCAUCUGUGGCACUAGUAAUAGUAGCAGCAGCAGGUGCAGUAGUAGCAGGUGUAGUAGUAGCAGCACAGUCUCUGUUAUCAGCAUCAUCGUAGCCUUUAUCAACAUGAAUUUUGGUUCCUGAUCCUUCUAUCAAUACUAGAUGAAAUCUUUUGGGUGGUCUUCUGCUGAGGCUGGUAGUAACCUUUUCUGUGCUGCUGAAAGAUGCACACCAAUGAUUCCGUGAGCAACAUAGAACGAGUUUAUUGAAGAUAUAGAAAUAUUAAUGCGACAGCCUCUUCUUUCUUUUCAUGCUGGGAUUCUGUGCGCCGGCGGUGCUUCCCUUAAUGGAUUUAUGGUUGUCCUGACGUAAGGAGAAUCCUUUCGCGUUUUUCAUCCCUUGACUGCAGCAAUAGGGUGACGGAAUGUGAUUCGGAAGAGUACAAAUAUUAGGCUCAGUUGGUCUCUCUGUCACUCCAUCACGAGGCUGACUCAUGAGAGAGACCGUUGCUCCGGCUUUGUGCGUGCGGUCAUCAUGGGUCAGAAAAAAAAUACUGUAGUUGUUAGACUUGUUCAUGUAACUUUCUUCCAUCCGUUAGAUUUACCAAACAUCUGUCCAUUAUCAUACUCCCUCCCCCGUCCCCCACACUCCCUGUACAGCAACUUUUGAUUAACUCUCUUCACCGACACGAUACAUUCAUAACCAUCUCGGCUUGCGUGCUUGAUCCCUAGUCUGCUAACAUGUCACCUGCAGGGGCGGGACCGUAACUUGCGUGGUAAUAAACAAAAGCUCACAUUUUUCAUACCAGUAAUACUUCUAAGCGACAAAGAAAAAUGCAACUCCCGUAAACAUGUGAUGAUGAAAAAAAAAAAGACUUAUUAUUUAUAUUCGUCAAGUUGAACAUUGCAAGACAAGUAAAGUUUAUGAUCCGAUGCAGCAGUAUGGAAAACAACUAAGAUUACUUCAUGAAGGGUUGAAGCAACACAGCUGUGCGGCGUAGGUGUUCCAUACCCGGGUGUUGUUUGGGUGUUGGUGACUGGCUGGACAUGUACCAUAUUAUUUAAAAAAAUCCCGGCUGAUACAAAUGGUGCUGGCUGCAGUUUGGAGAUAAAACUAAUUAUUAUUAUUAUUAUUACCAUUAUUAUUAUUAUUAUUAUUAUUAUUAUUAUUAUUAUUAUUAUUAUUAUUAUUAUUAUUACUAUUUAUCUUUUUUUUAUUCAUUAUUUUUUUUUUAGCAGAGUGGAUUCCUUGAUGUAUCCAGUGACCGUAUUCUCAAACAUUUCGGCGCCUCAUCUUGCCUACAUUUAACAGGCUGUAGUAGAAGUUGUCAGUGUUUUCAAGGUUGCUUUCAUAACUGUAAUGUUAGUUUACAAAAGAAUUCUGCAUCAUCAAAGAGAGAGAGGGGAAAAAAAAAAAACAUCCAUGAGAACACGACAAAUAAUCUAUGAGGCUUUUGAAAAAUAGUCCUUCUGAACGCCCAUAGCGUCUCAAGAUGCGGGUCCGGCAGAUUCGAUCCACCCUACCGGCUCAGCUCGUCCAUCCCCCACAAGACAUAACCAGGCUGCUCUUCUGUGUACAUUUUCCCCCUGAAUCAUUGUUUUUUCUUUCUCAUGUUCAAAUAAAGUUGGGUAACAUAUAUUACAUCUACUGAAUACCCUUCUGUCUGCUACAAUAAAACUGAAUAUAUAAA
Molecule: messenger RNA, 6395 nt
Organism: Scylla paramamosain (green mud crab)
Lineage: Eukaryota; Metazoa; Arthropoda; Malacostraca; Decapoda; Portunidae
Product: lachesin-like
Exons: 11
Coding region: 1117-2655 (512 amino acids)
Cellular component (GO): neuron projection
Source: RefSeq, a predicted model, not a curated record